AUGAACAAGUCACUCUUCACGAUGUUCGCUCUAUCGCUGCUGCUCGCCCUAGCUGUCUCCUCUGCUUCGGACGGAGGGUCCUGCACCACAUACGAUGAGGAUCUAGAAGUAGCGAAACUCCUCGACGACACGUGCGAAUGGGACACCUACAUGUGCUGCUUUACCAACCACGACUCAGGAGAGGGGGUGACCGCGAACACCGAUGUUUGCAGCGUACCGAACGAGGGUUCCGUGUACUGCCACGGCUUCGCCUGGCCGGAUGGCGCAGAUGUGAACAACCACAUCCUUCCCCUGUACCACUAUGUGAAGAACAUUGGCCGCACCGAAGAAGAGGGGGGUUACUACGGAAGCGUGGAGGGAGCGCCGGAAUGCGGGUGUAUCGAGGAAAUGCCUCAAGUUUCUUUCGCGGAGUGCUCCAGGUUCGAUAUCGACGGGAUCGUUGGGUGCGGAGAAGGCGGGCUUUACAGCCAAUACAACGGCCGCCUGGGCGCGCCCUACGGUGAGAUGGAACACAACCUGGUGAGGUCUUGCGACAAUGCCUAACUGCACGACAAGGCAGAGGGCCGGGAGGGCAAGUUCAAGGCGUGCACGAACAACAACCUCCGUUACCGCUACGAGGAGUGUACCCUGUGGGGAAGCUCGACAACCUCGGCGGCGGUGACUGCGACAACGCCUAGUCGAACCCGGUCCAUGGGAGGAGACUGGGAUUGUUUUGUUGUUGCGACUGGGAAUACUAGGAGUAGGCAGGAUUGAGGACUAGGGUCUCUCAUAGAUGCGAGCAUCGGGACUUUGAUGAGCAUGCUGGUACCGUUAGAGAAUUGGGUCUUCCUGGUUGUGCAUGUGGAGUGGCGCGAGUCCAUUGGAAGUCUACACAGCGAAAAAUAUUUCCACGAUAUGGUGCAGAUACAUGGAAUACCGUGGUCUCCGGUGGAGUUUUCUGGACAUCCAUGGCCUUCUUGCUAUUUGCAGUUGGGUGAAAUCGCGUGGGUCGCGACCGCAUCUUAACGGGUGCCCAUGGUACGAGACUGAGUCGAAAUUGGUCUCUUUGCACGGCGGUAGGAUGUGGUCGACGGAUUUCGUUUCCGCAGUAUUUUACCGAGGCUAUGGUAACAAAUGUAAAUUAUAGGCCCUAAAUCAUAUCCUUGUUCGGGAGCAAUUAGUUCUUGCGCUCGUUGCUCUCUGAUCGUGUUCGAUUUGUUCGUUGGUGUUUUCACUUUUGAACGAUUUUGUGGUGCGUGUUUUUUCUUGUAUGGUGGUCGGGAACUGCUGUCGUCAGUUUUGGGGUAACAUAAGAAGCUAUUUGUAGCAUCCGCUUUGCACAAUUCCAAUGCGUACAGGAUCGCAACAUUUCGUUCUGUAUGCAGACCAGAGGUGUGGGACUUACGAAGACCAAAUGUCUAUAGGACGUUUUCUGGAUUUACAAGGCCGUGCAAUCAUUUGGAUGAGCUUGCACGUUCGAUAUUCCUGUGAUGUCAGGUGCUUUCUGUCGAUAUACAUUUGUUGAGCGUUGCCGGUUAUGACGGGUUGGCACGAUAGUCUUCCUUGAAAAAUAAG
Ectocarpus sp. CCAP 1310/34 is the source of this 1554-nucleotide messenger RNA. NCBI's taxonomy places the organism in Eukaryota, Phaeophyceae, Ectocarpales, Ectocarpaceae. The record is from the annotation of a GenBank genome assembly.